AUGGGAGCCGUUGUCGUCGUCGCCCGCAGGAGGAAGGACAGCGAUGCGCUCAGCGGCAGCGCGCUCCUGAGCGGCGCGCAGGCGGGCAGCGGCCGCAUCCAGAUCGGCCUGGGCGGCGGCGGCCUCUCAAUCGGCCUCAGCGGCGCGAGCCAGGGCGGCCUCGCGAGCCAUCUGUGCCGCGCGGGCUUGCUCCUCUGCAGCGCGAGCGGCCGCGAGGGCUUGGUCCUCGGCGUCACGAGCGGCCGCGCGGGCUUCCUCGGCGGCGCGAGCGGUGGCAGGGUCGCCGUCGAGAGGAGAUGCGGCGGCGGCCAGGACGGUGUCUUCAACGCCGGAAGAAGGCAUGGCGCAGGGCCAGGCGGGUGCGCAGGGUGCAGUGCCAGCCGGCAGCGUGACGGCGCGCGAGAUGCGGUGCUGGGAGGGUGGUGA
Molecule: messenger RNA, 426 nt
Organism: Panicum hallii
Lineage: Eukaryota; Viridiplantae; Streptophyta; Magnoliopsida; Poales; Poaceae
Product: glycine-rich cell wall structural protein-like
Exons: 1
Coding region: 1-426 (141 amino acids)
Source: RefSeq, a predicted model, not a curated record